AUGGAGCAGUCUAAGCUAGGCCAAGGCACACCCUGAGAGAAUUUCCAAAAUAAGAAUGGCCCAAAGUGAGGAAAACAAAUCGAUAUGUGGAAAGAUGAAAAUAAGCUUUCUAAAAUACUCCCAUUAAGCUCAAAUACCUGUGAUAAAACUCGUUCUGUAAGCGUCACUCCUUGCUCAGAUACCACAAUAGGGAGAUAUUUUAAUACAAAAAUACGACAAACAAUGAGAAAACUGAAGGUAUCCAGUGAUGUCGCCCUCAGUAUUGCUACUGUCCUAGGAAAGGCAACCAGUAAAGUGACCAACAAGUAAGAAAUUCGAAGGAAAAUGUAGCUAUAUUGCUGGUAAAUACCAAAACCAGACCUUUAAGCCAGUAUUUCUCGACUCUCAGACAGCAACUGUGCCUGUAUCACCAAUAAAUUUGAAUAAACCUGUUCCUGAUCCUAAGAUGUUCCUACACAGGAUACACAAGGAUAAGUAAGAAGAGACAGCAGAGGGAGAUGAAAGAGCAAUUGAAGAAGAAGAAAAUGGAAUUUGAGUAUCAGGAGAAGUUGAAGCAGGAGAAUAACAGUUUGGAGAGGAGUAAAAUCGAGCUAGUUGAGCAAAGAAGAUUGAAAAUAGAAAACAGAAUGAAACAAAAGAGAGAUAAGAAAAUAACUGAACUAGAAUUACUCGAUAAGAGCCGUCUGGUUGUAAAACAAUGUAGAAAUGGAGAACCUCUCUAUAGAAAAAUUGCUAAAGAAUUUCAUCAAAGUUUUGAACUCCCAGAAUUAGAAUUUCGGAAGAAAAAGCUCCUUGAAAUCAGAAAUCUUAGGGGCAACAGACUCCAAAAAUCAGAAAUCUCACUUAAUAUGAGCCGAUACAGAUCUAUCAUCAGACAAAGAGCUGCUGAGCUAGAGGAGGAACGGAUGCGAAAAGCAGCAAAUGUAGAUUUUCAUCCUGAGAAAUACCACACCAAAACUCGUCAAAAAGUCAUUGAACAAGAUGAGAGAAUUAAGCAAGAGAAUAUUGCCAAAAUCCAAAAGAGACGUCUACUUGCUGAGAAGAAGAUGAGCUAUGGUAUGUUUGUAAAACAGACUCAUAAACCUCUUAUUUCUAAGAAAUAAGAGAUUAGAGAUGACCUUUAUUAAGCAAAAGAUUCGACACCCAGUAAAGCACAGUCGUAAGGUAUCCAGCAGCGCUGGAUACAACGAGCUGUAUAAUACCACGGGUAAGAACCCGUGGAGUUCAACUUCUCAACUAGCCAGAGGCUCUCAGAUUUCUAACUCAACUUUGCCUCAUUCUAGGACGCCCAUGAACCAAUUAAGAGGUCGCUCUUCACUCCUUGGGAAGAAGAGUAUCAACCAGGGGAUAAGAUUGAGACACAAAGGGACAGGAAUAUCAACUAUGACUCUUAAUAACGCCACAAAAGGUGGACAUCUUGAUAGCACUGCAACAGAAGUUCCUAGGACGAUUUCCUUCACUGAUGUUGUAAAUAAGCUUCACAAGAAAUCAAGGAAGUUGAUUAUAAUGAAGAAAUCAAAGAGAGCAAUAAAGAAGAAUUCUGUAAAGCAAUGAUCGCCUAAGAGAAUACAUAACUACUCUAAAAAGAAACUACAAAAGGACAGAAUUAAGAGGUGGAAAAAGAGCAUCAGGAAAAUGUCCCAUAGCGUUAACUCUAGUAACAUUGAGAGAAUCAAGACAUUAGCUGAUAUGCUUGAGAAUGAAGCAGACCAGAAACAGGAGAUAUUAAACACAACUCAUGCGUUUGAUGUUAAGGAAACUCAUAAGAUCAAUGACAUGUACCUCAGUGCGAUUAAGGCCAAAUUUGCUCUCUUAGAUAUGGACUAAAUCCCCAUGUA
Molecule: messenger RNA, 1838 nt
Organism: Moneuplotes crassus
Lineage: Eukaryota; Ciliophora; Spirotrichea; Euplotida; Euplotidae
Source: the annotation of a GenBank genome assembly